AUGGAUGUGGAAGAGGAAGAGGAGGAGGAGCAGAUGGAGGAUAAGGAGGAAGAGCAGGAGAAGGAGCUGGAGGAGGAGGAGGAGAAGCAUGGGGAGGAGCAAGUGGAGGAGGAGAAGGGGUGGAGGAGGAGAAAAAAGGAGGAGAAGGGAGAGGAAGUGCUGGAGGAGGAGUGGGAGGAGGAGUUGGAGGCAGAGAAGGAGCUAGAGGAGGAGGAGAAGCUGGAGGAGGAGGAGCACCAAGCACUGCCAAGGAAGUGCAAGCUCAUAGAGAAAGAGCACAAGGAGAGGAAAUGUGCAUGCCCAGUGGUGAUUGACCUGGACAAGGAGAUGGAGGCAGAGGAGAUCAUGACCAAGCCUCACAAGCAGCUGGUGGUGUGCCAGUACUCUGAAGGCAACACUGAAGAGCAAUGCAAGGAGGCCACCAGACUACUUGCCCUGCCUGACCUGGAGCUUGUUCCAAACUGA
Acanthamoeba castellanii str. Neff is the source of this 465-nucleotide messenger RNA. RefSeq lists its product as uncharacterized. The coding region runs from base 1 to 465 and encodes 154 amino acids. The record is from RefSeq and is a predicted model, not a curated record. The transcript has 3 exons. Lineage: Eukaryota; Discosea; Longamoebia; Acanthamoebidae.